GAAAGACAGCGGAUACAUAAGCUGCACUCAAACGGCCAAUGUUUUCCUUGACAACAAUAGGGGCAUUAAUACCUCAUUGCUCCAACCACAACCUUCCUCAUCCCUUCACCAUGCACCCAGCAACAUACACCGGCGGCUUCUUCGGCCUGAUCGUCCUCAUCCUUGACCUCAUUGCCAUUUUCGAGGUCCUCAACUCAACCCGUUCAAUCACCUCCAAGCUGCUCUGGGCGCUUCUUAUCUUCUUGUUCCCCGUCUUUGGACUCAUCAUUUACUUCUUGUUUGGAGAGCGUGAACAGCACAAUGGCGGCUACGAAUCCAUCGCCUAAGAAUCCGGUCCUGAUGCAAGGAUAAAGACAAUCGUUUCAGUGAAACCCACAUCCCGGGCAGGGUUUCUGAAAUGCAAACGGAUUUUUUUUUUUUUAAAAAAGGCGAGAUCGGGUGUCAUUGCAAGUAGAAUGUAAUAAUAAAUUCGGAAUUACACUGUAAA
Molecule: messenger RNA, 487 nt
Organism: Gamsiella multidivaricata
Lineage: Eukaryota; Fungi; Mortierellomycota; Mortierellomycetes; Mortierellales; Mortierellaceae
Exons: 5
Coding region: 39-326 (95 amino acids)
Source: RefSeq, a predicted model, not a curated record